Molecule: messenger RNA, 390 nt
Organism: Prorocentrum cordatum
Lineage: Eukaryota; Dinophyceae; Prorocentrales; Prorocentraceae
Source: the annotation of a GenBank genome assembly
AUGUUGCUCCUGCCUGGCUGCGAUGGACCGCCCCAUGCACGGAGGCAGCCGAACGUGGGUCCGAUAUUUUUCCUGUCCGUCGCGUGUGGAGCACAGCCAGCGACGAGGACAGCCGAAGGCGGGUGUUGGUGUUCGUCCCUCUGGAGGCGGUCGACGUCGCAGUUUUGGCAGUUUUCAUGGAUGCCUGACGCGGUGGAGCCUGGAACCCUUCGCAGCGGUUCCGCCACAGCGGUCGUGUUCAUGAUUCUCGGAGGUCAAGUGGUCGUCUACAUUUUUUUGUUCGCCACGUUGCAGUGCGAUUUUCAUGUGCAUGUAGACCUUUCCUCGAAUUGGAGAGCCCACGAUGGCCCCGAGAUGUACCCCACACGACCCAAUACGGCAUCCAGAUAG